Molecule: messenger RNA, 2585 nt
Organism: Vitis riparia (riverbank grape)
Lineage: Eukaryota; Viridiplantae; Streptophyta; Magnoliopsida; Vitales; Vitaceae
Product: type IV inositol polyphosphate 5-phosphatase 3
Biological process (GO): phosphatidylinositol dephosphorylation
Molecular function (GO): phosphatidylinositol-4,5-bisphosphate 5-phosphatase activity; phosphatidylinositol-3,4,5-trisphosphate 5-phosphatase activity; inositol-polyphosphate 5-phosphatase activity
Source: RefSeq, a predicted model, not a curated record
UCCAACCAACCAACAAAUAAGCCAAGACACAGAGCGAGCGAGCGAGCAAGCAAGCAGGCAACCCAGCCUUCCUCCUUCCUUCCUUCUUCAUUUCCAUGAGACAAACGCAGCUACCUCUCUACCUCCUCACCGCCAGUUUCGAUUUCUUUUCGCUUCUUCUUCGCCUCUAAGUUGUUUUUGCUUUUUGACUCCCUUUCGCCCUCCAUAGCAUCCUCUUUUUUUUUUACAGAUGAAGAACAGUUCGAAGCGUCAGCCUGAGAGAAGUUGGGCUGAACUCUGUUGUUUGGGUUGCACGUGCCUGCAGGCCUUUUGGCCGAGGAUUGUGAUGCGCAAAUGGCUCAACAUCAGUGCCAGGGAGUCAGAUUACAGUGCAGAUACCGAGGAAGAGGACAGCGACUCCGGGGAUUCCGAUACUGAAGAUUUUGGUCAAUUGGGGAGAGAAUCUCGGUUUCGAAAUGACCGAGGGGAUGGCGUUUCAAUUGAUCCUAAUGAUGCUCUACCAAGAAGUAGAAGACGGAAGUCGGAGACUUUCAGGGCUCAGUACAUAAACACAAAAGAACUCAGAAUAUGUGUUGGAACAUGGAAUGUUGGAGGAAAACUUCCAUCUGAAGACUUAGAUAUUGAUGAGUGGUUGGACAUCGACAAUCCUGCUGACAUCUAUGUGCUGGGUUUUCAGGAGAUUGUACCUUUAAAUGCUGGGAACAUUUUUGGUGCUGAAGAUAGCCGCCCAGUUCCAAGAUGGGAAAACAUUAUUCGUGAAACAUUGAAUAGAGUUCGACCUAUGAAGACAAAGUAUAAAUGCUAUAGUGAUCCUCCUUCUCCAUCAAGGUUCAAGCCAUCUGAUGAUGUCCCAGACAUAGAAGAAGAUAUACUGCUUGAAACUGAUAGUGAUGGUGAUGAGGUAGUUCAUCCAUUGGAUGAAGAAACUGUUGGUUUUGAUGAGACCGGGGAUAGACCAGUCACAGGAGACAAAAUGUUCAUGGAUUCGGAAGUAUCAGACUCUACUGAGGGUCCCAAAUCAGACUCUGCUGAGGGUCCCAAAUCAGACAGAUCUAUGGAACAAGAUCUACAGAGGCAAUUUUCUUCUCCAAAGAGGCUGGAUAGGUUGAAUUGCCUUCGGACAGAAGAUUAUAUGGGAAAUGCAGGUGCCCAAUCCAAUGGGACAUUAAACAAGGUACUCAGUGGGCCAUCUGUUGCCCAAUCCAAUAGGAUAUUAACCAGAACAUUCAGUGGAACAGAAAGGAUUGGUUUGAGCUGGCCAGAACCUCCAUUAGACUUGCGAGCUCAGCGUGUUUUAGAGAGACCGAAUUCCUUUAAGGCGAUUAAAUCUUUCAAAGCUUACAGGUCAUUCAGAACAUGUAAUUCUUUCAAGUCAUUUACAAAUGAUGAUCAACGAGUGCCACCAGAAAUAGCCUUUCUUGCACAACUUGACCUUGAAUCACUUAUGCACCGGAAAAGAAGAUCGUGUUUUGUAAGGAUAGUAAGCAAGCAAAUGGUUGGGAUCUUCCUUACUAUAUGGGUUCGAAGAAGCUUGCGUAAGCAUAUUCAGAACCUAAAGGUAUCUACUGUUGGAGUCGGUGUUAUGGGCUACAUUGGUAACAAGGGAUCAGUAUCUGUCAGCAUGUCGAUAUAUCAGACAUUUUUUUGUUUUAUAUGUACUCACCUAACAGCGGGUGAAAAAGAUGGAGAUGAACAAAGAAAUGCUGAUGUGCAAGAAAUACAUCGAAGGACUCGUUUUCAUCCCGUUUCUAGUAUUGGGCUUCCCAAAAGCAUCCUUGACCAUGAAAGAAUUAUCUGGCUGGGUGAUCUGAAUUAUCGCAUCACCUUGUCCUAUGAGAAAACACGAGAUCUAAUCUCAAAAAAGGAGUGGUCCAAGUUGGUUGCGACAGACCAGCUUGUAAGAGAACUGAGAAAAGGUCGUGCAUUUGAUGGAUGGUCUGAAGGGGUCUUAAAUUUCCCACCAACUUAUAAAUAUGAGUCAAAUUCAGAGAAGUACUUUGGGGAGGAUCCAAAGGCUGGGAGGCGUACUCCAUCAUGGUGUGACCGCAUUCUUUCAUAUGGUAAGGGUAUAAGGCUGCUGACUUAUAAGAGAAGUGAGCUGAGGUUUUCAGAUCAUCGACCUGUAAGUGCUGCUUAUAUGGCAGAAGUUGAGGUCUUUUCUGCUCGGAAGCUACAACGGGCCCUCACAAUCAUGGAUGCAGAAAUUGAAGAUGAGGAAAUUCUAGCAGAUACAGGAGUAGAUGUUGGAAUGAACUUCUUAAGAGUGGGAAAGGAUAUGUAUGAUUGGGAGCGGUUAGAGUAGUCAGUCUACAGUCUACAACAAACUUGAAGAGGGCCUUGAGCAAGAGCUGAAGCUCUUCUCGGAUACUCUUGCCUCACAUCCAUUGAUUGAAUUUAGUGGGUUGGGUGAUGGAUCAUGUAAAUUACAGUGAGUGUGUAAAGAAGUGGGGUAUAGAUGUUUUCAGGGAGAGUUUGAGAGCAGAUUAGUUAAAAGAGUAGUGUUUGAUCCAUUCUUGUACAAUCCACGGGUAUUUGUUUGUAAUUAUCAUGGUUUGUCUAAUUCAAUCACCUUGUUUUUUCUUCUA